AUGCCCGUCGGAAUUGAAGCAUGGCUUACCGAGGUUCCUCCCAUUACCCGUGGCUGGAUGAUCCUCUCGGUUGCAACUAGUGUGGCGGUGCAAUGUCAGAUGAUAACACCUGUGCAACUUUACUUUAGCUAUGGUUCGGCGUUUGGCCAUAUGCAGCCGUGGCGCCUAUUGACCACUUUUCUGUAUUUUGGUCCGUUAUCAUUGGACUUUGUUUUUCAUAUAUUCUUCUUUAUGCGCUACUCUCGCAUGCUGGAGGAAUCUUCGUUCGCCAAUCGCCCAGCAUCAUAUUUCUGGCUCCUACUAACGUCUAGCGCCUUUCUUAUAGCGCUUUCUCCUCUAUUCACUCUUCCAUUCCUCUCUUCUCCACUCGGGUUUGUGCCAAUAUAUGUCUGGUCAAGGCGCCACCCGACAACUCAAAUAUCCUUAUUUGGGCUGAUGACAAUCACUGCCCCAUACUUACCACUUGCACUGAUUGGAUUCAGUUGGAUUAUCAAUGGAACCUGGAAAGCAGCCGCGGGAGAUCUCGUAGGCUGUGCUGUUGGACAUAUUGGAUGGUUUGUGCGAGAUGUUUGGACCAGAGAGGCGAUGGGAGGCGAAACGUUUUUGUCUACACCUCCAGAAGCAAUGUGA
Rhizoctonia solani is the source of this 630-nucleotide messenger RNA. Its product is annotated as Derlin-2. Gene Ontology annotation, cellular component: endoplasmic reticulum membrane; Hrd1p ubiquitin ligase ERAD-L complex. NCBI's taxonomy places the organism in Eukaryota, Fungi, Basidiomycota, Agaricomycetes, Cantharellales, Ceratobasidiaceae. The record is from RefSeq and is a predicted model, not a curated record. Bases 1 to 630 code for a protein of 209 amino acids. Gene Ontology annotation, biological process: endoplasmic reticulum unfolded protein response. The transcript has 4 exons. Gene Ontology annotation, molecular function: ubiquitin-specific protease binding; misfolded protein binding.